UUUUUAUUCAGUACCAUCAAUUCCAGUAACCGGUGCAGUACGAAAUCUCGCACAUCGCAAUGUCGACUACCUUCUCGUACCCCGAUCCUAGGCUCCAGGAGGAGUUGAAGAGGACCGCCGAGGCUAUAGUAGCACCCGGAAAGGGUAUUCUUGCUGUUGAUGAAACAAAUGAGGGUAUUGGAAAACUGUUGGCAGCAGUGGGUUUGCAGAACACAGAGAACAAUAGAAGGAGAUACAGGCAAUUGCUUUUUACAGCGGACGAUGCACUUUCAGAAAACGUUUCUGCCGUCAUACUGUUCGAUGAGACGGUAUAUCAGAAGACUGAUAACGGACAAUCAUUCAUAGAAGUGCUGAGAAAGAAAAAUAUCAUACCGGGAAUAAAAUUGGACAGAGAUGUUGUACCGCUAUUUUUGUCCGAAGACGAGGUUACCACUCAAGGUCUCGACGAUUUGGGAAAACGGUGUGCUGAAUACAGAAGACAGGGUUGUAGAUUUGCAAAAUGGCGGUGUCCGUUGAAGAUCGGGGAAAGAACACCAUCGGUCCAAGCUGUUCAAGAUAUGGCUCAAGUGCUGGCAAGAUAUGCUUCUAUCUGUCAGAGCGAAGGUUUAGUUCCAAUUGUGGAACCUGAUGUCCUGCUGGAUGGCAAUCAUGACAUUGUAAGAGCACAACAAGUGACAGAAGUAGCGUUGGCAACACUUUACAAGGCACUAAAUGAUCACCAUGUAUUUUUAGAGGGAACACUGUUGAAACCUAAUAUGGUGACACCAGGUCAAGGUUAUCCAAGGAAAAGCACACCAGAAGAAAUAGCUAUUAGAACAGUUACGGCGUUAUUGCGUGGUGUCCCGGCUGCUGUACCGGGUAUCACAUUCCUUUCUGGUGGACAAUCCGAAGAGGAAGCGACACUUAAUCUGAACGCUAUUAACACUGUUCCUCUGAAGAAACCUUGGGCACUCACCUUUAGCUAUGGGAGGGCUCUGCAGGCUUCUGUGUGGAAGAUUUGGGCAGGCAAGGACGAGAACGUGAGGAAAGCUCAGGCGGAACUGUUGAAAAGGACAAAGGCAAACGGACUAGCAGCCCAAGGUAGAUACGUAGCGGGUUCGGUGACAUCUAUCGCUGGAGACAAGUCAAACUACAGUGCCAAUCACAAAUACUGAAUGUUAGAUCUAAAACUAAUGUGUUUGUUUGAUAAAGACAUUGUAAAUUUAAAGUACAUUGUAAAUAAAGUUCUGUAAAAAAUA
Molecule: messenger RNA, 1238 nt
Organism: Galleria mellonella (greater wax moth)
Lineage: Eukaryota; Metazoa; Arthropoda; Insecta; Lepidoptera; Pyralidae
Product: fructose-bisphosphate aldolase-like
Exons: 9
Coding region: 60-1154 (364 amino acids)
Biological process (GO): glycolytic process; fructose 1,6-bisphosphate metabolic process
Cellular component (GO): cytosol
Molecular function (GO): fructose-bisphosphate aldolase activity
Source: RefSeq, a predicted model, not a curated record